AUGAAUUUAUUUUUUAUAGACGAUGAAAAGACAAGAAGAAAAGAAGAAGUAUUAAUUUUUAGAGAAGAAUGGCAUACAGUAGGGAAAGAAAAGAAACCAAAAAAGGUAAAAACUAAGGCAGUAAAACAAAAUAAAGAAAAUAAGAAAAAAGAAAAAAAAGUGUCAGAGAAGGAAAAACAAGGGAUUAUAAAAAGAGAAGUUAUCCCUUUACCUCAUGACCAGAACCAUUCAUAUUCUACUCCUGCUAUUGUUGGUUCACCAUCUGUUGAAUAUACGAAAGAAGAGUUAGAAAAAAUCUUGGCUGAAUUAGGAGAUGGUUCAAAUUAUCUUCCACCACCAUUAAUAAAAGAAAAGAAUAGAAUAGAAAUGUUAUUAGAAAGAGUUAAAAGGAAAGAACAACAAAAAAUGAAUCAAAAGGAAAUUUCAUUUCCAUCAGCCACAACAAUAGAAACUCAUAAUAAUACUAUUCAACAACCCAUAAAAUUAACUCCAAAGGGUAAUGUGAAUGUAAUAAUAUUUUUAAUAAUAAUUCUUAUUAUUGCUAUAGUAAUAUUAGCAUUAUACAUUUACUCAUUUAAUUAA
Molecule: messenger RNA, 582 nt
Organism: Entamoeba histolytica HM-1:IMSS
Lineage: Eukaryota; Evosea; Mastigamoebida; Endamoebidae
Exons: 1
Coding region: 1-582 (193 amino acids)
Source: RefSeq, a predicted model, not a curated record